AUGGGAAUUACUCACAACUGUAAUGAGGGAGGUGUUCUUCCAUACCGUACUUACCGGUUUCACAUGGGCGAUUUCUUGAUAAAUGAUGAAGAGUACACGAGGGACUAUAGAAUCAACAUCACAAAUGCAGGAUUUGAAGAUAAGCUGGUUAUGGAAAUAUUUCACAUGGAUGAUGGAUUUCGACGAUUUCCAGGAAGCUAUGUGACUGUUCGGAUAGCUAUGAAAUGA
Messenger RNA from Caenorhabditis briggsae, 228 nucleotides. The record is from RefSeq and is a predicted model, not a curated record. The transcript has 2 exons. Bases 1 to 228 code for a protein of 75 amino acids. Lineage: Eukaryota; Metazoa; Nematoda; Chromadorea; Rhabditida; Rhabditidae.